This is a messenger RNA of Sphenostylis stenocarpa, 153 nucleotides long. The record is from the annotation of a GenBank genome assembly. Lineage: Eukaryota; Viridiplantae; Streptophyta; Magnoliopsida; Fabales; Fabaceae.
AUGGUCAACACUUUUGCUUCCUGGCUUCGGAAACAAACUACAUGCCCAUUUGAAGCUUCGGAUCAUAUAUCAUAUCAUCAUGCAUCACGCUUGGGGCUGUCUCCUGAACAAUUUCACCCAUCAAUCGACCACAUCCUACGCGCACGUAGUUGA